Messenger RNA from Xylaria bambusicola, 1540 nucleotides. Its product is annotated as NADP-dependent oxidoreductase domain-containing protein. Gene Ontology annotation, cellular component: cytosol. The transcript has a single exon. Gene Ontology annotation, molecular function: aldose reductase (NADPH) activity. Lineage: Eukaryota; Fungi; Ascomycota; Sordariomycetes; Xylariales; Xylariaceae. The coding region runs from base 438 to 1421 and encodes 327 amino acids. The record is from RefSeq and is a predicted model, not a curated record.
GUCUGCAGGUCUCUUACGCGAGUCGAGCACUGUUGUCCGACUAAUGCCAACCCUGCCAAACCAGGCAAGCUUUACAUGUCUUCGGAUUAAUGCGCCGCUCGGUGGCCACUCCAUAGCCACUCAGUGUGGGCAUGUUACAUCAGCGUUCUUACCAUCGAUAAGGAAGAGACGUGUCACAGGUCACAAAGGGGACACGCUGAGCGAGGGCGAGGCCUUGCAGGUUCUGACAGUCCACGUCACAGCAGCACUACUGCUUCUGCCACUACUUCAAGAGGCCAUCCGCUCCAUAGACUGGCACCUAGCGUGUUACUUGGAUAAUAAUAUACUCAAACAUCUCAUAGUCCCCUUGCACUCAACCAUCACCAGUUGCGUCCAGCUUCGAAACAGAUUUCGUUCUACCCAGUCCCCCAUAACGAUAUACACAAUCAGAUUUCAAGAUGCCGGUCAACACGACUACAUUCACGCUCAACAACGGGGUAAAAAUUCCCGCUCUAGGAUUUGGCACCUUUGCCAACGAGGGUGCCAAGGGAGAAACAUAUAAGGCAGUCCAAUGUGCUUUGAAGGUCGGCUACCGACAUCUGGAUUGCGCGUGGUUCUACCUUAACGAAGCCGAGGUCGGUGAGGCUGUACGGGAUUUCCUCAAAGAAAACCCGUCCGUGAAGCGCGAAGACAUCUUCAUCACAACCAAGGUGUGGAACCACUUGCAUGAACCUGAUGAGGUGAAGUGGUCCCUCGAGAACUCGCUGCGCAAUUUUGGGCUCGACUACAUUGACCUCUUCAUCGUGCACUGGCCAAUCGCUGCUGAACGCAACGACGACUACUCGGUCAAGCUCGGCAGCGAUGGCAAGUACAUCAUCAAGAAGGAGCUCACAGAAAACCCGGAGCCCACAUGGAGGGCCAUGGAAGAGCUGCUUGCCAGCGGCAAGACGCGUUCUAUUGGCGUCUCUAACUGGACGAUACCCGGCCUUAAGAAGCUCUUGGGCUUCGCUAAGGUUAAGCCCCAGGUCAACCAGAUCGAGGUGCACCCGUUCCUUCCAAACAGCGAGCUCAUUGAAUUUUGCCAGGCCAACGACAUUCUCGUCGAGGCCUACUCACCCCUCGGGUCCCAGGACCAGAUCCCUACUACGGGUGAAAAGGUCCGCACGAACAAGACGCUGAACGAGGUUGCCGACCGCAGUGGCCACACAUUGGCGCAGGUCCUGCUCGCGUGGGGAUUGCGCCGCGGCUACGUUGUGCUGCCCAAGAGCUCGACGCCCUCGCGCAUCGAGAGCAACGCGCAGGUCCCGGAGCUGUCGGACGCAGAUUUCGAGGCUGUGCAGGAGGUCGCCAAGGGCCGGCAUACGCGGUUCGUCAACAUGAAGGACGUCUUCGGCUACGACGUAUGGCCCGAGGAACACACAGUGAACGGAGUCUCGGUAUAAGAGUUCUCACCUGAAUGACCUAAUGCUUUGAUUGAUGUUGCGUCACGAUUGAUGGGAAAGAAAAUUGGGAAUAGGAAUGGGACUGGAUUGGAUUGGUACUAGAAAAAGGCGGCAAUAUC